CCGGUGUGUACAAAUCAGAUAUUAUAACAUGUCUUGAAACUAUGAAAACAGUAACCAGGUACAAUGUUCUCGAUGGAAGCAUUUCGCUGAAAUAUGCACACUAAGCAGUUCUUGUGGCUUGAUUAGACGUGAAGAAAGAACAAUCUUGAUAGUGAUUACAACAUGGGGUGCAACCAAUCAAAGCCUUUCCGUUGCCCAAGAUGUGAUCACAAGUUUGUCAGCUCAGAUGACAUCCUGUACCACAUUGAAAAGCAGCAUCCUUCUCAGAAUUUAUCUUGCCCAAAAUGUAAUUUGAAAGGUUUCAAAGACUGUACUGAUCUGAUCAAACAUGUUGAAGGAAGUCAUAGCAUAGCAAAUAUGCCAAACGAAAUUGUUUGUUCAAAGUGUAACCAAAAGGGUUUCAAGGAUGGUGCUGAACUUCUGAACCAUUAUGAACAAACACAUGUGCACACACCCAAUCAAAUUGUAAAACAAGUAGAUAAACCAGUGGCACUGCAUGGUACAAAAAACACCAACCACAGCUCUCAUAUACAAUCAAAGCCAAAUAAAGUGGGCAACAAGUCUUUGCCUCGCGUUGGAGACAAAGUUCUUGCUAUGUGGGAGCACACAAAAUGGCAGUACUUUGAUGCCACAAUUCGAAGGUUUUUACAUGAAAAGCUGCAAUAUGAAAUAGACUGGGAUGACCAAGACACCACUGGACGAUUUGUUGACUACUUUAACCUUGCAUUAGAUAGAAGCCCAGACCCCAAUGAAAUCUCCAUUGGUAGCAUUAUUUUGUUUCAGCAAGGCAGUUACUCUGGAAGCGCUGGAGGAGCUACUGCUGGGGUUCGGUGGCAUGAAGGCAAAAUUACACAUAUAAGGAAAAAUGAGCGUGGGGAAAGACUGUUUGAUGGAUGCCAUACAAAGGGAAUGGCAGAUGGAAAAUGGAUCACCUAUGGUGGUUAUAAUUACACAUUUGCUGGGAAAAAGCUUGAAGAACUCAGAAUUGGUCCCAAUGUGUUUGAUAUACUUGAUGACCUUGAUUCAGAAGAAAACGGUUUGCCUGAAGACGACAUUGACAUAUAUUUCUCAUAUUCUGUCACAGACAGUCCCACAGCUAUAAAGAACAAUGAAACUCUGGAGGCGCCUGAACGGUACUUACCAGUGCUAGACAGGCUUUGUGAUCCACGUGACAUUAUGACACAUUUAAGGAAAAAAGGAUUGAAGAUUGGAGAAAGAAAAGCAAACACCGGCGAGGAGUUAAAAAAGACUGCCAUUAUGAUGAAAAAGGCGAAGGUCUUUGUGGCAUGCAUCAGUGACCAGUAUGUGGCCAACAAUGAAUGCCGGAUGGAAUUCCAAUAUGCUAAAACUACCCUUGGCACGCCGAUUGUGCCACUUGUAGUUGGGGAUGGGUCAUUUGAUUGGACUUUGUCUGUUGUUGGCAUGCUGAUCGCUGGAGAGCUGUACAUCCACUUUAAAGAUAGGACUGUCGAGAACGACAAACUAACUGAAUUGCUUCAGGCCCUAAAAGCGCAUUUUGGCAAGAUAGCAGACAUAACUAGCUCAGGGGGUGACGUUCAGCUUGCUAAAGGUGAAGCAGACAUAUUUCUGUCAUACAAUUGGACAAAUUCACAAAUUGCUGAAAAAGCUAAGCAGAUCACUGGGUCGGUUGGUAAUGAAUUUUCCGAUCCGCGUUUGGUGAAAAACGAGCUGCAAAAAGCUGGCUUCAAUGUUUGGAUUGACAUUGAAAGACUUAGGUCAGCCAACCAAGGGGCAGGCAUGUAUGAGCAACUUACAAAAGCACUGAAGGACUGCAAAGUAUUCGUGCCUUGCGUAAGCCUUGAAUAUGCAAACAGCCCUAACUGUCGAAUGGAGUUUCAGUUCGCUAUGAAAUCAUUGAAAAAGCCAGUGGUUCCCAUUAUUGUUGGCAAGGGAGAUCAGUGGACAUCUUCAGUAAUUGGUGCUCUGAUUGCAGGCAGUGGCAAAGAAGCUAUAGACUUUCAGGAUGCAUUUGAGAAACAAACAUUUACAAAGAAACUGGAGCAGUGUAUCGAGGAAUUGAAUAAAGCUCUCAAUAUCAAAUCGUCACCAACGGUAGAAACCAAGAAUGUAAAUUAUCGCGCACCAAAAGUCGGUGACCAUGUUGUAUGUCAUCACUUCAAUUGUGCAUACUACAUGGCGACAGUUGAAAGUUUCAAUACAUCAACACUUGAAUACACAGUUAACUGGGACGAUGGUGACCCAAGUGGGCGUGUCCAGCCUUAUAAUCAGGUUGCCUUAGAUCUUCUACCGGAUUCUGAUGAUGUGGGUGUUGGCUCAAUAAUCUUCUUUCCUCAAGGUAAUUACAAGGGUACAGAGGGCAACAACACGGGAGGAGAGAGAUACCACGAAGGAAUUGUAACCUCUUCUCAGAUAAGUGGGAACACCAAGCUGAUAAGCGGGCACCAUACCAAGGGAGCAGAAGACAGUAAAUGGGUUACAUAUCGAGAUUAUUCUUACGAAUUCACCAAUUUACCACUGAAAAUGAUUCGGAUGGCACCUUCAGCAAUGGAUGCUCUCCAGGCUGCAAAACAGUGAGAUUAUGCGAAUACACAAAUUUUCUAUGCUUUUCAAAAAAAGUGGCCGUCCUUUUUACCUGGUUUUAAUUACUAACUUGAACCAUGAUUUCUUUGGAAACAAUUUGCAAAAUUUUUUAUUCAAAAAUCUGCUCAUAGUUGUAUAAUAGUUUUGACAGUGACUAUAUAGGUAUAUUUAUGUCAACAUGUCUGUAUAAUUAUUUUACAAUUAAUUUUUUUCUGCUCGUUCAAAAACUUCUCGUACUAUACAAAUUUGUACCGGGGUAUGGGACUUUAUCAAACUACAUUGAUCUGGUGGGCCUUGCCCAUUUGGCCUGAGUCCAGCCACUAGCUUGUCGAUCGUAUCACUGUAUUGAAUCGUUGAGCAACAAAUUGAAUCAAAUUCACUGAAUUUAAUGGCCGAGGUCUGUUGAGUAGGCUAAGAUCUACUUUUCGCUUCCUCUUCGCAUAGAGGCUGACUGUGCUAGCACAUGUUAAUUCAUACCUCGAUGCUACGAGGAGGCUGAAAGAACUAAAAUCGGAGUUCGCCUUGUAUCCCCAAUAUGUAUUCAAACCUCCCAUUCGACAAAUAGGCAAAAUAUCAUAUUAUGUUUAUGACCAUAAUGUGCAGAAGAAAAUCUUAUCGCCAGUGCUUUUACGAAACGUUAAAUCGAACUACAUGUUUUCAAAUGAAUAUCUCUGAAAGGUCUUUAAAAUAUUAUUAUUUUCAGUCCAUUUGACAUGGAAUCAUCAGGCCUCAAUAAAAUUAUCUUGGGAUAUUUCAAUGAUUUGCUUAACCCUGUCUUUUGCAACCGUUUGCAAAUGACGUAUCUUUGAGUUCCCGCUAAAAUUUGCUUUAAUUCGAAUGCAAAAUCGAUUAUCGAAGUCACUGAAUACUGCCGCAUAACAGCAUAUUUGUCAUUCUAUAAUGGGCAUCAAAAAUGAAUUGAACUUACAAUAAGUUUUUAAUUUUUUAACGGGAUUAAGCCAUCUGACUGCAACUUUUCAAUCGGCAGUGUAAUUGCAUACACAAUGGAAUGGAAGUUUUGAAAGUGGUCGCACAUUGUUUUGUAUUAAAAACAAGAAAAUAUACUAGAGUAUUUAUUUCUAUCUACGAAAUUAUUUUGAGUAUAUAACUGAUUUAAAUAACGGUUCAAAUAACGCACAAUUGAACUGAAUGAUAAUUUCCCAUACACACAGCCCAGAGGAAAAAAACUAAAUUAUGGACGUCAGAGGGAAAAAUUCUUUAACUUUUAUCUGAAAAGUUCAGUAAUUCGUAACCUCUAAAAGCAUUUGACUGACUAAUUUUCUCAAUUGUACUUUAAAACCUACCACAAAACAAAAUUAAACCAUAGCGAAUAUGAUUACGGCUUAUGAAAAGCACUUCUGAACAACACAAAAUAUUCAAAUUCAUUUUAGUUGUCGUCAUAACCAAACACUGCUAUACAUGAAAACAACCCUUCCAAUUUUGUAGGCUUCGUAGGGUCCAGUCCCUUCCUGAGUUACACGUGCUGGUCACGCCCACCUGGAAUUACACACAAGUCUUACCCGUAUAGUCAAAUUUUGCGAUUAAGCCUGGUUCAUAGUUCUGAACUUAUUAGCGUACGCUAAAUUCUGCACAAGGGUAAGCUUUGAAGCAUACGCCUUUUCAUCUUGCAUAUCCAAAAAGCGUGAACACGUACGUUUUCCGCAUGUCCAUGCGGGAAGCUUGAAACAAUGUGCCAUAAGCUUUUUCAGUUGAUAGUUUCCAGACAUGCCGUCGAGGAAUGUUCCUCUUGCCCUUCUACUUGUACGGAGAAAAAAGAAAAGGAACAGCAGAACAUGCUGGUAUGUUCUACCUACAAAUACUUUGCGAACCGUUUGCGGGAUCGUGCCGUCAUUGUCAACGAUUUGCGUUCGAUGUCAAUGAUUCAGGUAUAAAUAGCCAUUUUUCUUGCUCCUGUCCAAGAAUUAAAUAUUUCCCCCAAUUCCUUACCCUGGGUUUCAGACCGACGUUCCUCUAGCAAGGAAUCAUACAUGUGGGGGUAUUUUUGUAUCUCUUCACAAAGUUUUCCUUCAAAGUCAGCCAUUGCUAAGAAAUUUUCCGUACGGAAGGCAAAAAAGUUGAAGAUUUCUCGAUAAGUUCAAGGCAUACGGGUUUGUGGAAAACAGGAUAAACUUCCGUUUUCCGUAUGCCUAAGAUAUGGGGCAAAAUCUAGCGUACGCUAGGCAAGCCGACACAAAAUAAGCUAGCGCCUCCCACAGAGAAAUAGGGCGUACGGGUAUAAGCAUGAGUUAAAAUUAUCGCUUGAAAAAAGUUGAUGGGUUUUAAGAAAAAUACGAAAUGCAACAAGCGAAAAUUUCUCUGCUUAAACUUC
This is a messenger RNA of Rhopilema esculentum, 4891 nucleotides long. RefSeq lists its product as uncharacterized. Lineage: Eukaryota; Metazoa; Cnidaria; Scyphozoa; Rhizostomeae; Rhizostomatidae. Gene Ontology annotation, biological process: signal transduction. The record is from RefSeq and is a predicted model, not a curated record.